GAAAACAAAUGCCAUGGAGAAUUGAAUCCUUCUGUUCUAAAUCCGUGCUGCGAACUAAGCUAGAAAGAUUAUUAAACAAUUUUUAGGGAGUGAAAAUAACACUUUAAAAUGACACAAAACAAAAUAGAAACUUGCCAAGAAGAAUUGAAUUAAACCUAAAAUACUAAAGUGCCAAUAAAUAUAACACGUAUGCCAACCAAAUAACAAAUUCUGUGAGGAACAACAAAGAAAAGAUCAAAAGACUGACUGCCCUGGCUGCAAUAUGUUUCACAUCCCAAGCAGAAGCUCCACGUACCAAAGCGAACAGGAGAGUCAUCUGUGAAAAAACAACCAGCUGUAAAUAUUAGGUACUGUAGAAAAUGUGUGACUAAAUGCAGUGUUUCAAGCAGCAGCAAACCUACACAGCAGAUCCUCGGGAUUCAUCUUCUCCUACUCCAGCACUGACACAAAACUUUCUGCUUUUUGAGAACUCGAAUAAUUGUGGCAGCAUUUAUCAGCACAACUCACCGCUGCACCAACAUUCCCCGGUCAACAACAAAAACAACAACUGUGAUAAUUAUACAUCCGUAAUAUCGCCCACUAACAAUAACAACGGCAACAAUUCAUCCUCGUCACCUUUGUCAUCAUCCCCGUACGGCUCCCAACUGCUACAAAUGCCACAUUUCGGUUUGGGUGGUGGUCCCGGCAUGGCUAACAACGCAUAUGCACAGACACCACCUAGUCCGCCUUUGCAUCAUGCCGGCGGAGGCGGUGGAAAUGGUGGCUUAAUGCCACCAAGUCCACCACAUCAUCCUGGCCACAAUCCCCAUCAACAGCAACAACAACAGCAGCAACAUCAUCCCCAUCUGGCCAUGAUUCCACGAAGUAUGGGUAAUCCGGGAGGUGGUGGUGGAGGAUCAAUCAUGUCGACAGGACUAAAUACAUCGGUAAAUUCAAUAUCAUCUGCCACAUCUUUCCGAUCGCACAUAGAAGAAAAGAAACUAACCCGCGAAGCAAUGGAACGCUAUAUGAGGGAGCGUAAUGAUAUGGUCAUUGUAAUAUUGCACGCCAAGGUUGCCCAGAAAUCUUAUGGUAAUGAGAAACGUUUCUUCUGCCCGCCACCAUGCAUUUACCUGUUUGGCAGUGGUUGGCGCAGACGUUACGAAGAAAUGCUGCAGAAGGGUGAGGGUGAACAGGGGGCUCAACUGUGUGCAUUUAUUGGCAUUGGAAGUGCGGACCAGGAUAUGCAACAACUGGACUUGAAUGGCAAACAAUACUGUGCCGCGAAGACCUUAUUUAUUUCCGAUUCGGAUAAACGCAAACAUUUCAUGCUGUCCGUGAAGAUGUUCUAUGGCAACGGUCAUGACAUUGGGGUCUUCAAUUCGAAACGGAUCAAAGUGAUCUCGAAGCCUUCCAAAAAGAAACAAUCCCUAAAAAACGCCGACCUUUGUAUAGCCAGCGGUACCAAUGUGGCGCUAUUUAAUCGGCUGAGAUCACAAACGGUAUCUACGCGUUACCUUCACGUGGAAAAUGGCCAUUUCCAUGCAUCGUCUACACAAUGGGGUGCAUUUACAAUACAUCUGUUGGAUGACAAUGAAUCGGAGUCUGAAGAAUUUCAAGUUCGUGAUGGCUAUAUACAUUAUGGUGCCACGGUAAAACUGGUGUGUUCGGUAACGGGGAUGGCGUUACCACGUUUAAUUAUCCGUAAAGUGGACAAACAAAUGGCCUUGUUGGAGGCCGAUGAUCCAGUCUCACAGCUGCAUAAAUGUGCUUUCUACAUGAAGGAUACGGAUCGCAUGUAUUUGUGUUUAUCACAAGAGAAGAUAAUACAGUUUCAGGCGACACCCUGUCCCAAGGAACCGAAUAAAGAGAUGAUAAAUGACGGUGCCUGCUGGACAAUUAUAUCAACGGAUAAAGCCGAAUAUCAAUUCUAUGAAGGAAUGGGACCUGUCUCUUCUCCCGUCACACCUGUCCCUAUAGUAAAUUCCCUGAAUCUCAAUGGCGGUGGUGAUGUUGCUAUGCUAGAAUUAAGUGGUGACAAUUUUACCCCGCAUUUACAAGUUUGGUUUGGCGAUGUUGAAGCUGAAACGAUGUAUCGUUGCACAGAAACGCUUCUAUGUGUGGUGCCCGAAAUAUCUCAAUUUCGCGGUGAAUGGUUGUGGGUUCGACAUCCUACUCAAGUGCCUAUAUCUUUAGUACGCAAUGAUGGUAUCAUCUAUGCAACAGGUCUAACGUUUACAUACACCCCCGAGCCAGGACCUCGUCCCCACUGUACACAAGCUGAUGAUGUUAUGCGUACGUCGCGACUCAAUAACAAUAACAUAACAACAAUGAGUAAUAACAACAGCAGCAGUAAUCUCGCCUCGGCCCAUUCGCCCGGUGAGUCUGGCCUAAAUGCCAACAACAACCAUAUGCAGCAGCAGCAGCAACAACAGCAGCAGACAUUGCCAUCAAUGUCGGAAGUGCAAUGGAAUACUCAUGGCGGCGGUUUGUCCUGAGUGCUGGCCAGUGUUUUUGGUUGGCAUUACAAAAUAAUUUUGUAACCCAUGAGAACAGUUCAUUUGCAUGAAUAUUUAUUUGAAAUUAUCAUUGUGUUUUUAAAUUUCAACCUCCCAUCUUCCCAUGCCACUCAACAACCAAACGUUUUAAAAUGUCCCAUACCACACACAAACAUUCUUGUCAUUUCCAGAUUUAAUAAUUUCUUUAAUAUUAUUAAGAUAAAAACAAAGAUUUUUUUAUAUUUUAUCCAAAAUUUUAGUAUUAUUUAUAGUUUUUUAUUAUUAUAAAAAUUUAUAUUAACACGAGUAUUGUAUAUAAUAUUGAGAGUUCUUUUUUCAAAUCAUGUAGCUUCAUUUAAUGCAUACAUUUAUUUUAUGUAGUAAUACUGUAAGGAAACAUGUAUUUAUAUACAUAAUAUAAGAAGGAAAACCGCAUUUUAUAUAUACAUACACCCAAAAAGAAAAACAUAAAUUGCAUAUACAUUCUAGAUAUAUAUAAAAGUUAACUUAUAACUUGAUGAUAAGGUCUUUUAUAUGAAUAACUUAAAAAUUAUAUAUAAUGUUUUAUGUGACACACAUAAACCGUAGGCCUAAUAUACUUUUAAUCUAUAAUCUAAAGAUGUUUCACAGAACAAACAAGAAAAAGACAACAGAAAACCACAUAGUUUUAAUUUAUUUAUAAACAUUUACAAAAAAGAAAACAUGAUGCUACAGCAAAAAUAAAAUAUAUAUAAAGGGAUCAAGUCGAAAUGCGAUACGGCCUCAUCAAUUAAAUUUCACUUGCUCAACUCGAAAGAGGAAAUGAUUAAAUUUUUAUUAAGUUUUAAAGAUAAUUGUGUCCUUAAUGUAAAAUCUUCAAAAUCUACACUUAAUGCUACAUUAAAAUAUAUAACGAUUAACCUUUAGGAGAUGCUGCCAAAUCUUGGGUAUGAAAAUCAUGAUGGUAAAAUUCAGACGAUAAAAGACCCUAUUUGCAUAACUUAGAACGUUUAAAUUUUUCAAAAAUAAAAAAAUCUCAGCAUUCCACUCAAAUCAAUCAAUCAAUCAAUCGAAAACUUAUUUAAAUUGUAAAAAUAUUAACCAUGGCUAAUCAUUGUUCGCAUUACGAAUAGGUCACUUGGAAUGUACAACAUUUUUAACAUUGUAGCGCCGUGUAACUUGGAACAAACAGAAAAGAAAAUCCACCCUAUGAACAAACAACCCACAAAAAUACAGUAUAUACAAUUAAGAAAUAAAAACAAAUUCGUAUUUUUUAAAAAAAGUAA
Messenger RNA from Musca domestica (house fly), 3742 nucleotides. It is a transcript of the gene Su(H), whose product is annotated as suppressor of hairless protein. Gene Ontology annotation, biological process: regulation of transcription by RNA polymerase II. Gene Ontology annotation, molecular function: DNA-binding transcription activator activity, RNA polymerase II-specific; RNA polymerase II cis-regulatory region sequence-specific DNA binding. Lineage: Eukaryota; Metazoa; Arthropoda; Insecta; Diptera; Muscidae. The transcript is spliced from 5 exons. The record is from RefSeq and is a predicted model, not a curated record. Bases 372 to 2477 code for a protein of 701 amino acids. Gene Ontology annotation, cellular component: nucleus.